AGUUUAUUGGGGAGGACUAUAGUCUGGAAAUAAACUGAAAUCCAGGUUUCACAGAAAUCACGAGCCAUGUCACAUGACGUUUACAAACCAAGCCGGAAGUGGAGUGAACUGACGCACGUCAACCGGAACAGCUGUGCAAGGGCCCCAAAACAGAAAUCAUCAAGACAGUAUUUUAGUCUGAAUUAAAGCUGGAUCAAGAUGACUACACCUGAAAAAUACCCUAGGUCUUCUAUUGAAGAUGAUUUCAACUAUGGAACAAAUGUUGCGACAGCGAGUGUGCAAAUCCGGAUGGAUUUCCUGCGCAAGGUAUACACCAUCCUGUCUCUUCAGAUCAUCCUGACCACGGCUACCUCUGCUCUCUUCAUGUACUGUGACACCAUCAAGGACUUUGUCCAUUCAAGUCCAGCGGUUGUGUUGGUGUCAGCCAUUGGCUCCCUGGUGUUGAUCAUUGCCCUGGCCUUCUACAGACAUCAACACCCCAUUAACCUGUACCUGCUUGCCGCAUUCACCCUGUUGGAGUCGGUCUCUGUUGCUACUGCAGUGACCUUCUAUGAGUAUUCCAUCGUGCUCCAGGCCUUCUUCCUCACAGCAGCUGUGUUCCUUGGGCUGACUGCCUACACCUUCCAGUCGAAGAGAGACUUCAGUAAACUGGGAGCUGGACUGUUCUCCGGCCUGUGGAUCCUGAUCAUCGCUGGUUUCAUGAAGCUCUUCUUCCAGAACGACACAGUGGAGCUGUUGUUUGCUGGUGCGGGAGCUCUGUUGUUCUGUGGCUUCAUCAUCUACGACACCCACCUCCUGAUGCACCAGCUGUCCCCUGAGGAGCACGUCCUGGCCUCCAUUAACCUGUACCUGGACAUAGUUAACCUCUUCCUGCAUAUCCUCCGCAUGCUGGACUCCAUGAAGAAAAACUGACCUAUCUAUUCCCUAAUGUAGUGCACUACACACUAUUACCUAAUGUAGUGCACUACACACUAUUACCUAAUUUAGUGCACUACGUUUUGACCAGGGCCCUGUAUGAACGUCGUGCACCGUGAAGGGAAUAGUGUGUGGUUUGGGACUCGGGGCAGAUUUAGUGAUCAGCUGACAGGGUGACUUGGGAUCGAUUCAGUUCUCAAUUCAGUAACAUUUUCUUGGAAUUAUUUAUAAAAUCCUCAUAGAAAAGAAAAUGGGUAUUUAUCGAUUCACCUCCAUGAAUUGAAGCCUGUUUUGCCCUCCAUCUCUGAUAGCCAACCCUGCUGUAGAUCCCACCAGUGAUUGUGAAACAUUAACCCCUGGAGAUAAUAAUAUAUUAUAACCUGUGCCAUUUUGUUGUUUUUUAGCAUUUUGGGACUGGCUGUGUUUUGGACUUAAUGCUGUUUUUUUGUUCUUAUACUGUUUAUUAUUCUGAAUGUAAAACAAACUAAGACAUCGUAUUUAAUUGUGGGUUGCUCGCUCAGUGAAUGAUUUCUUCCUGAAUAAUCAGGCAUACGGAUUACGGAAGGUUGUGAUGGUGUGAAAAAAGCAGAACACAUUUCUUAGGAAAGUACUUCGUUCUACUUUAGUUUUAACUUCCAUCCCCCUCGCUUGCCGGUAGACUGAAUAAACUGGCCAUGAUCAUCUUAGAAAGACUUGAAUAGUUGUCACAGUAAAGUUUGAUAAAAUACACUAUUCUCCACUAUUGACUUAACCAGAGAAAAUGUAUCACAUAGCAACCUAUUCCCUAUAUAGUGCACUACUUUUGACCAGAGUGCGUGUCCCAAAUGGGACCCCAUUCUCUAUAUAGUGCACUACUUUUGACCAGGGUCCGCAUCCCAAAUGGGACCCUAUAUUCCCUAUAUAGUGCACUACUUUUGACCAGGGUCCGCAUCCCAAAUGGGACCCUAUAUUCCCUAUAUAGUGCACUACUUUUGACCAGGGCUGCAUCCCAAAUGGGACCCUAUUCCCUAUAUAGCUCACUACUUUUGACCAGAUGCCGCAUCCCAAAUGGGACACCAUUCCCUAUAUAGUGCACUACUUUUGACCAAAGCCCUAUGGGGCAUUUGAUGACAGAGAUUUGAUAUACCGAGGAUCCUCUGGGACCGAAAUGGGACACCAUUCCCUAUAUAGUGCACUACUUUUGACCAAAGCCCUAUGGGGCAUUUGAUGACAGAGAUUUGAUAUACCGAGGGAUCCUCUGGGACCAGGAAACAUGUUCAACCAGUUAGCUGGUGGGCAGAACAAGUGUACAGUAGAAUACAACCACAUCAGAUGUCAGGAAAGGGAAUCUCCACUACAGGUCUGAACACCAAGAGGUUUCCAUUAGACAUCAUGUAAAUACUAAUGAAGAGAUUUUACUAGGCUCUAUAUUCUGUUUCUUCACUCAUUCGUUUAUUAACAAACCUGCAAGUUGCAAUACAAAUUGUCACGUGGAAUGUAAAGAAGUUGCACAUCUAUUCGGUGAACUGUGAAUCAACUGUCAAUUGUAUAUGCUUUGAUUUCUUGAUUAAAUUGUAAAGUGGAGUGUUUUAAAUUUU
Messenger RNA from Oncorhynchus masou masou (cherry salmon), 2492 nucleotides. RefSeq names its product protein lifeguard 4-like. Bases 199 to 912 code for a protein of 237 amino acids. The transcript is spliced from 8 exons. Gene Ontology annotation, biological process: negative regulation of apoptotic process. The record is from RefSeq and is a predicted model, not a curated record. Lineage: Eukaryota; Metazoa; Chordata; Actinopteri; Salmoniformes; Salmonidae.